AUGCAGGCCCUGAGCUCGAAGGCGUGUGUCAGCAAUGCUGCUGUCUUCACCGGCAAGAGGCAGGGCGCCACCUCGCGGGGGCAGCUGCAGGUCAUGAACGUGUCCAUCAAGGAGGUGCGUGACCGCAUCGGCUCCGUGUCCAACACCAAGAAGAUCACGGAGGCGAUGAAGCUGGUGGCGGCCGCCAAGGUCCGGCGCGCGCAGGAGGCCGUCGUCAAUGGCCGCCCCUUUGCCGAGAACCUGGUCAAGGUGUUGUACGGCGUGAACCAGCGCCUGCGGGUGGAGGACGUGGACUCCCCGCUGGUGGCCCAGCGCCCCGUCAAGUCUGUGGCCCUGGUGGUGGUGUGCGACAUCAACGGCAACUGCGUGGACGCCGCCGACGACGAGGUGUUCAAGCUGACCACCCGCGAGGGGCAGCUGGUGGUGGAGGCGGAGCAGGUCCGCACCGAGACGGCCGACUUUGACGCGGGCCUCAUCUUUGAGCAGGACCCCGUCCAGAUUGUGGACGCGCUGCUGCCGCUGUACAUGAACGCCUCGCUGCUGCGCUCGCUGCAAGAGGCGCUGGCCUCGGAGCUGGCGGCGCGCAUGAACGCCAUGAACAACGCCUCCGACAACGCCGGCGAGCUCAAGCGCAGCCUCACCCUGGUCAUGAACCGCAAGCGCCAGGCCAAGAUUACCACCGAGCUGACUGAGAUUGUGGCGGGCGCCUCGUCCGUGUGA
Molecule: messenger RNA, 720 nt
Organism: Chlorella variabilis
Lineage: Eukaryota; Viridiplantae; Chlorophyta; Trebouxiophyceae; Chlorellales; Chlorellaceae
Exons: 6
Coding region: 1-720 (239 amino acids)
Biological process (GO): proton motive force-driven ATP synthesis
Cellular component (GO): chloroplast thylakoid membrane
Molecular function (GO): proton-transporting ATP synthase activity, rotational mechanism
Source: RefSeq, a predicted model, not a curated record